This is a messenger RNA of Phaeodactylum tricornutum CCAP 1055/1, 2519 nucleotides long. RefSeq lists its product with no specific name. The coding region runs from base 1 to 2379 and encodes 792 amino acids. NCBI's taxonomy places the organism in Eukaryota, Bacillariophyta, Bacillariophyceae, Surirellales, Neidiaceae. The record is from RefSeq and is a predicted model, not a curated record. The transcript has a single exon.
AUGAUGGUCCAUUCACCGGCGACCUCUCCGCUUGUGAGGGGAGGUUCUCGGCACCAUCGUCUUCGAAAAUCCCAUGAAAAGAAGUUUCGCUCGCGAUCCACGUACAAUUCAGAGGUGAAAGUGAACGGCCAUGCUUUACUCAAUCCCAGCCCUGCAAUUGCGUCUGAAAAAAGCACCGCUGGGAAUAAGAGGAAAACUGUGACGAAAAGCCGUGCUCGUGUGGAGUGCACAAGGGGAAAUCUCAAAUGGGUAAUUCACGUUGAUACUCAUGGAGGUCAUGGAGGGGGUAAGAUCAAGAUUGUAAAAGGCGUCGAGACACUUGAAAGUAGUACUAGCAGCAGCGAUGAACCGCCGAGACAGGCACUGGCAACCGAAAGCCAACACAUCGUUUCACAAGAUUUGAUCGAUCUUGCGUCUGCUCAAAUUUUGAGACGGAAAGAGUCGCGAAUUGAAGGUCAUCAGCUCACUGCGAAACCGGAGGAAAAUUCAGUUAACAGGAGCUCCAACCACCGACGAUCCACUCCCUGCCCAUCGACCCCAGCCUCCUCACUUCCAUCUACUGGUCCACCAACACCUCAAACAUCUACUAGCCAGGACGACACACUUUUUGAUAGCGGCCAUCUGCCAGAGACCAAUUUAAAAGGUGAUGAUUUGAGGCGCCAAAGCAUGCUGAUUGACGAAAGGAGUGUGUGCUCGAACUAUUCAAUCCUAGAGUGGAGUUGUGAUGAACCCGACCACUCUACCCUGCUGAAAACUAAAUCUACCAAUAAAACCCCUGCGUUGGAAACUUCAUCUAAAAUAAGAGAGCAAUUCUUGAGGCCGAUUGCAAAGGUGGACAACAGCUCGUUCCAGAGUUCGGCACCUCAGGCCAGGAGUCACACUACAAAUAAAGAUUCGUUCACCACCGAAACUACUUUAUCUGACGAUUGCAACUGGAGAGGCCAACCUACGGAUGACAGUUUUAGCGUCAAGGAAAUAGUGGACUGCUUGGAGGUACCACCUAGCACAACCCGUCAUCUGUUUGACGAUAUUGAAGCACCGGAGCUUUCAUUUUCCGCAGAAGCAUUAUUAGAAUUGAGCGGGCCUCUGGAUGAUACUCCGCAACAUGAUCAACGGAGAAAAAAGUUUAGGGCUAAAAAAUCUUCGGGCCGCAGAAAAAAGCAGACUCGCGAAGCAAGUUGGAACGGCUCUGGAUCACUGUCUUCUUUGCCCGAAGGUCACGAAAUAUCAAAUAUAGAAAUGGAUGGGUGGACGGAGCCACGUAGCCAAGACAGCACCGCCGACAUGAGUAUAAGACCAAGUAAGGAGAAUUCACGUCCCCGAGACAGCCCGAAAAGCUUCGUAGAAAUUCAAAUUCGCCCUCUUAAGCGGCCAUCAAUGAUUGGCGUCGCUCCCUUGCAGAGAUCUCAGCUGACAUCAACGUCUAAGCCGGAGAUACGCGUGAGCGAUUCUCGGUUCAAGCGGACACCAACUUUGGGAUUAAGUCGUCGAGAGACAAUAUCACGGGCUCCCCACCGCUCGGUCAGUGCUGGUUCUAUUUCUUCGCGAAGCAGCCAAAAGCUUUGGUUGACGAACGGAUGCUCUCGCAUUUCGUCCAAGUGGACGGGCAAGACAAACAUGAACAAGUCACUUCCAAAUUUAUCCCAUGAAAUUACCCACGACAGAAUGUUUAGCAGCAUUUCAUGUUCCGACAUCAAGGGCUUGCAAAUAGGAACCUUGGAGAAUACACUGAACUCUGUGAGUUCUUCAGAAAGCUCGACUUCAUACAGUUGGUUCUGCCCCAAUCGCUAUCAUACAGAACGCAGCCCGGCAAUAAAUCCAUAUGAAGUUCCGGACCAAAUUAUGGAUCGUUCAGUUUCCACCCAGUUCAUGCAAUUGAACUUUACAACUGCUGACGGCUUCCAGGAAAUGGCAAAUGAAGAAGUGGAGAGUACAACAGAAGACCAGGAAGAUGAAAUCUUAUCUGACGAUGGUUCCAUUGAGCUUAUUGAGGUCAUCAAUCGUGCUGCUGAACGACGCGACUCGCUACCAAGGAAACCGACCCGUCAAAAUUCCUCGGAUCUAGAUGAUGAGCAUAGAUCGGGGCCUGAGUCUCGUCGCAGCGGCCAACGCGGGAACACACACGGGACAGCUACACUGGCCUCUAAUGCUCUAGUUGUUUCACCGACUAAAUCCAGACGAGGGUUCGGAUCACUUCUCCGAUCAAAAAGUUCAGAUUUUUCGGCCAUAUGGAAAGCCCCCAAAACACCAACAAAAUCAAAGAGCAUGUCGGUUGGCAAAGGCGAUAGCAAAUUUAAGCAAUUCCUUGCUUUUGCAAAUCAGAGCUUCGGUUCUAGUCGAGCAGGAGAGCUUCUCGAAGACGACGAGCACAGCAAAUAGGGUGCAAUUUAAAAAGAUGAUUCAGCAAAUUGUAUGACCAAUGCCAAAAUCACUACUUGUAAAUCUUUAUGUAGACACAGCCACCCAAAUAAUGCUUCAUCGUGACAUCAAUCACGCAACAACGAGUUGCUCCAUUCGUU